CGCGCAACUGAGUACGGGAUGCUCCACCGUAAGUCGAGGCAGAGCUGACGACGUUGACGACCCCGGCGCCGCUUGCUUCCCGCGCAAUGAUCCUCACCACGGUCUCGAACACCUCUCCACAACCAUCAAUGCGGUGAAAGGCUGCCGUGUACCCGUCAAGAUGCUCAGCGGACCACCGAGGAUCAUUCCACUCGUCUCCCUCUUCGUCGCCGUCUGCCUCGUCUGGUGGUAUCUCCACACGGUGCCCGGCGCAGGCUCGUCGAUUCCAACAUGGAAAUCUGGCGCCUCCGCAAACCAACACCGGCCCUCAUUGCGCGGCGACCCACUCGACUUUGGCCUGCCGCUGCGCUUCAGCGACGGCCAGAAGAAGCCGCCCGGCAGCAACUACACAUUCAAGAUUGUCGUGCCCAAGACACAGAAGGAGGACAUUAGCUGGAUGGCCGCUGAGAUACCCGAUGCACCGCUCGUCGUCUACGAAGUCGACAACCCCAAUGCCGAGCACAAGAUCCCCAAGAACAAGGGCCGCGAGGCCAUGGUCUACCUCUCCUACAUCAUCGACCACUACGACGACCUCCCCGAUACCUCCAUCUUCAUGCACGCCCACCGCCACGCCUGGCACAACAACAUGCUCCUGGGCCUCGACGCCGCACAGAUGAUCAAGCGCCUCAAUCACGAGCGCGUCGCACGCAUGGGCUACAUGAACGUCCGCUGCCACCACGACCCGGGCUGCCCGGACUGGAUCCACAUGGACCGCCCCGGCGGCGACUUCGACUUCUUCCACAAGCCCGAGGAGAUCUACUGGCGGCGCAACAUCUGGGAGGAGAUCCACCCUGGUGCUCCCAUCCCGCCUUCCAUUUCCGGCAUCUGCUGCGCGCAAUUCGCCGUGUCGCGGCAGCGCAUACAGGAGGUGCCCAUUGAGCGCUUUAUCCACUACCGCAAAUGGCUCCUUACAACGGGCAUGGACGACCAGUUUUCCGGCCGCAUCUUCGAGUAUAUAUGGCACUACAUUUUCACAGGGCAUGAAGUGCAUUGUCCGGCCAUGAACACGUGUUACUGCGACGGCUACGGCAUCUGUUUCGGCGGCCAGGACAAAUUCAACGAUUACUUCAAGAAACAGGACGCGCGAAAUGAAAAGUUUACAGAACUAGACAAGUUCAACAAAAGGGAGGAAGAGGCGAAGAAGAAUGGCGAGGAUCCCGCGUUUACCCAGGAGGAGAUUGCGAAGAUUACUGCGCUUAGGACUGAGAUCUCGGCGCAGGACCGCGAAUUGGAUACCCUGAGAGAGGACGCGAAGAAGAGGGGUGAAGAUCCCAAGGCGAGGAAAGAGGAGACGGAAUCUUGGGAUUCGAGUCAUAUUUGGGAUUAUGCGCCAAAACAUGAUUAGCCUGAUUAUCGCUGGAGGGGAUUUUCUGAUAUCACAGCUCUACAAUACAUGGCGGUAAAGGCGUUCAUGGAGAGGCGUUUCGAGUGGGGCGUACGUAUGGACAUGGGGAGCUUGCGCCGGGCAUGAAAUACUUGCAUUAGAUUAUUCAUCUUCACAAUGUUUAGCAUAUGUUGUUCUUUCAGAUAGAUCUAACACGCAUGUCAUGCGAUUGUUGGUCGUAUAUUGAUCUGAAAUAGCAGGUAAAAGCUACGGUUGUACAAUUACGCGUCAAAAGUUUUGCAACGCUAGCGCC
Messenger RNA from Alternaria alternata, 1676 nucleotides. RefSeq lists its product as hypothetical. The transcript has 2 exons. Lineage: Eukaryota; Fungi; Ascomycota; Dothideomycetes; Pleosporales; Pleosporaceae. The coding region runs from base 161 to 1384 and encodes 407 amino acids. The record is from RefSeq and is a predicted model, not a curated record.